GAGCCGGAGGGCAUCUCUCUGAAGCGGGUCGCUGUGGUGGAAGAUUUCUUUGACAUCAUCUACUCGAUGCAUGUGGAGAGCUCAGCGGAACCCGGCAAAGCCCCCAAGCACGCUGGGCAGAAGAAAACCUACCGAGCGAUCGCAGAGACCUACGCCUUCCUCCCGAGAGAGGCUGUGACCCGGUUCCUGAUGAGCUGCACGGAGUGUCAGAAGAGGAUGCACUUUAAUUCUAAUGGCCUGGAACCCAAAGAAAACGAGCCUCCGUCUCCUCUGGUCUCCGGGAUUAUUGACUACAACAUGCCCCUCACCUCCACGUACCUGAAGCAGAUGAAGCUGCGGGUGAUGAAUUCCCAGGAGCAGGAUGAGACGUCUGUGAGCAGUGAAGAUUUUGAUAUGAACGACUCCACAUGGAUGUCAGCUGACCCACACCUGGCCUCCAGCCUGAGUCCCAGCCAGGACGAGAGGAUGCGGAGCCCGCAGAACCUGCACAGCCAAGAGGACGACGAUUCCUCAUCUGAGAGUGGCAGCGGCAAUGGCUCCUCCACCCUGAACCCGUCCACUUCAAGCAGCACACAGGGUGACCCCGCCUUCCCUGAGAUGAAUGGCAACGGCGCUGUGGCCCCCAUGGACUUCACUGCCACUGCCGAGGACCAGCCCAUCAACCUGUGUGACAAGCUCCCACCGGGCACAGCGCUCGGCACACCCUCCUACCCCUCAGAUGGCUGCAGCACCGACGGGCUGCGGGGCCGUGUCAAGUAUGGAGUGAAGACCACCCCGGAGUCCCCCCCCUACAGCUCUGGGAGCUACGAUUCCAUCAAGACCGAGGUCAGUGGCUGCCCUGAAGACCUGACGGUGGGCCGGGCCCCCACAGCAGAUGACGACGACGAUGACCACGACGACCAUGAGGACAAUGACAAGAUGAACGACUCUGAGGGCAUGGACCCUGAGCGUCUUAAGGCCUUCAACAUGUUUGUGCGUCUCUUCGUGGACGAGAACCUGGACCGCAUGGUGCCCAUCUCCAAGCAGCCCAAGGAGAAGAUCCAGGCCAUCAUCGAGUCCUGCAGCCGGCAGUUCCCCGAGUUCCAGGAGCGGGCCCGCAAGCGCAUCCGCACGUAUCUCAAGUCCUGCCGGCGCAUGAAGAAGAAUGGCAUGGAGAUGACCCGGCCCACGCCUCCCCACCUGACCUCAGCCAUGGCAGAGAACAUCCUGGCAGCUGCCUGUGAGAGUGAGACAAGAAAAGCAGCCAAAAGGAUGCGCCUGGAGAUCUACCAGUCCUCGCAGGACGAGCCCAUAGCCCUGGACAAGCAGCACUCACGGGACUCCACAGCCAUCACCCACUCCACCUACUCACUGCCAGCCUCCUCCUACUCCCAGGACCCCGUGUACGUCAACGGCGGCCUCAACUACAGCUACCGCAGUUAUGGGGCCCUGAGCAGCAACCUGCAGCCCCCAGCUUCCCUCCAGACAGGAAGUCACAGUAACGGGCCCACGGACCUCAGCAUGAAAGGCGGGGCCUCCACCACCUCCAGCACCCCCACGCCCACCCCCUCCAGCAACAGCACCAGCAGGACCAUGCCCACCGCCCAGCUCAGCCCCACGGAGAUCAGUGCUGUGCGGCAGCUCAUCGCGGGCUACCGGGAGUCUGCUGCCUUCCUGCUGCGCUCUGCAGACGAACUGGAAAACCUCAUUUUACAGCAGAACUGACCCCACCAGCACCUGGAGUGCACAACCCUAGGGAAGGAGGCUCGCUCAGCCCGGACCUGGCUUCUUGCCUCACCAGUUGGUACAUUUUGUUCUUUGAAAGAGGUGGGAUCCAAAAGCGCUGUUUCUAGCCACACUCCAAGCACCUGAGACUUUGGGCACAAGGACACUUUUUUUUUUUUUUUUUUUUUUGGAAUCUCACCACACGGGUGCUCUGACCUGCUUGGAAGAGGCCAAGGGGGCAGCUCUGGAAGGGUUGGGGCUCCCCUGACGAGGCGCUGGGGCUGCAGCUCUAUUUAGAAUCACCUUCGUGGACCCUGAUGUUAGAAUCCCACCCCAGAUAAUUACCUUUCAAGUCUUAGGUGAGCAGAAUUGCAUAUUUAUUGAGAAAAACAAAGUGGACCCUUUCUUCCUCUUAGUAAUUUAUUUUUCUGAAAAUGGAUUCUUUUGUGUUUGUACAGAUUGCCAGUCUGUGUCUGUCUGAUCAGAAGGAUGUAUCCCAGUACCUAACAUUCCAUAUCACUACACUGAUGCGGGCUGGGGGCCAGCAGGGCGGGGUGGGUGCCAAGCUGGCUAUCCCUCUGAGUGCCCAGCACACCCUGGGGAAGGCCACCACCCCUUGGCCAGGCUGUCCUGCUGCAGAUCCCAGUGCUGUCACAGGGACACCAUCAGGCACCGCCAAGCAGGAGGACCUCAUCUACACCCAUUGCAAAGCAAAACAAAAAAGGCACUCACCCCAUUCUACAGAAGCCCCAGUCACAUGGUCACCUGUAUUCUACCUCACACUCCAGCGUGGGCUUUUUCCAGGAUGUGCCCUGAGCCUGAUCUGAACAGCUGUCACCCCAACUCCCCCACACAGUGUGUCUGCCUGGGAGGUAAGUCGAGACUGGGUGUCCAGGAGCUGGAGCCCAGAGGGUCCCGUCCCUCUUAACCAGCAGCAUGCAGUCCCCUGGUCCUCUCAGCUGCUUGACAGGACAGUGCUGGGAAAUGGCAGCGAGUCACUAGGGCUCUUGUCUUCACCCUGCUGCCAGGGAGCCAGGUCUGAACACUUCUCUGCACAGGCCCGGAGCCCUCAGGCACCUGCCAAUAAGGGCCUGUUUCUUCAGGCAUCAGCUGCAAGUUCCGGGGCAGACUGCAGCUCCAUCCCCUCGCCCACAGCUGGAGUAAGGGGAUCAUCAGUGAAAGCGGAGAAGCCACUUGGGUUCUCCUAGGACCAGCCCUUCUUCUAGAGGGGCCAGUCCUGGAAGAAAAAUCCCAUAAUCCCUGGAGUGUGAAAAAGGGCAAAAAGGAAAAGCUAGCCUGGUUUCCUUCCUCCCUGAUAGGCACUUCCUCUUGCUCAGUGCAAUACCUACCAGUGCUGCUAAAACCAGGGAUUCGCCCAGACCUCACCAGGCCCACUGGGCCUCUCCAUGCAACACUCCGUAGCCAUGACAGCAGCUCUCUGCUGCCGGCCCCUGCCCAGAGCUGGCAGAAGCCCUCUGUUGCCUUUCCUCCCUCAGAGCAAACAGGCCCCAGGGAAGCCAGGGCUGAGUGGGCCCUAGGGUGGCCACAGAGAGCCACUCCAUCCCAGAGCAGGCACCCCUUUCCAAACCAGCUUUUCUUCAGCCGACUGCCUACGGCAGGCGUGGCCACUGCCUCCCAGCACCGUGGCAGACCACCCCUUGGGAGGGGCAGGGGCGUCACUGUGGAUGCCCUGUCCUGCCUCAAAUCCAGAAACCCUGAAAGGCAAGGUGCCCACCCUGUGCUUACUUCCAGCCUCUGGAGGAUGGGGGUGGUCUUAUCUCUGUCAAGUGGCCUCCAAUACCCACCCAGCCACACCACCUCUGCCUUCCAUCCGACCAAUCCCCAGGCCUCCAGUCAGGGCUGGGACACCCUCAGCACAGCACAAACUCCAGUGCCCGAGGCCUCUCCCACCCCCCCAGCCGUCCACAUGUUCAGUCCCCACCUGCUCAGUACUACUCCCGGACAUUUGGAUUUGUGUAAAUAUUUAUUUUUGUGUGUGAACAAUACUACAAAGUAAUCAGUAGACCUUUUGCAAAAUGUUACCCCAGGCAAUUUGUGAAAAUCUUAAUGUUAAAAACUGGCAGAGACAAUCGCCGCCCUAGAAUUCCUGAUACCAAUUGCUUAUGUCAUUUCUCCUCCCAGAGGCAGUACCCAAGCUAGACACAAACAGUUUGUAUUUCUUGGCAGACAGGAGCGAGAAAGACAGGGGAAGGGCUCCCUCCUGCCAUCACACAAAAGGAUUAGAUCUAAAGAGCAGUGUAAGCUGCAGUUUGAAGCCACAUUGUUCUGAGUUCAAGCUGUUGUGACUGACCACCUUCAGCCUGCGGUACAUGCGUAGGUUCGAUGUGUUCAAAGAGAAAGGAAACCAAUACCCAUGAUAAAGGUCCAUUGGGGCUCCCAGGGGCCGUCAGGACAGUGGAUUCCAUCACGUUGACCCCACUUCUUGGGUGGGGUCCUUCCCAGUGAAGCCCUGGAGAUAGUAGAAUCGGGAGCAAGUUACUGCGUGGAAACAGGAUUCCAUUCCUAGUUCAAUCAGGGAACUUGUUCUGUUUUGCAUUUGUCUUAAAAGAUGCAGCUUCAAUCCCUUCCCUCUACUGCUGACUUGGAGAGUACCAAAGAGCUGGUUUGAUGAACCUAGCUCGCUGUUGUCCCACCCUCACCCAAGGGACUGCCUUCUCCCAAAGGGAGAUCUCAAAGCCCUGUCCCACAGCCACUUAAAUAUCUUAUGGAAAGCCUCAGGGCACAAAGUAAUCAUUUGGGAUCCUAAAUUAGAAAGGAAAUGCAAGAGUAGGAUGCACCAGUUCUGAGUCUUUGCAAGGGGCUAAUCCCAUGAGAAGGGUAGACUCCAAGAAGGGGCAUUUGGUGUUAGUGGGAGAUCAUCUAGCAGACCAGUGAUAGUGUGCAUAACCCACCUGAAAUUCACUUUACCAUCACCAUUUGUACUAACAGACAGUUUAUUCCCAAGGACAGUGUUGAGGGGGAGAAGGACAGGGAGAGGUUUAGGAGGAUUUUAGAGGAUUUCAGACAGGUGGAACCCAUCCAUCCCUAUUCCCAAGGGCCACUUAUGACUCCAGGGGUGAUUAUAGGAUUAACUACCAGUUCACUUUCAAAAUGCUGCUUUGAACUCAGAGGGUUGAUACUUUUAAUUUGUAAUUUUUUGUAAAACUUUUUACAAGAUAGUAAAGUAUUUCACCAGAAUACCAGUUUCAAUCCGUCCAUGGUCUGAUUUUUAUAUAAUUUAGUGGUGCUUUAGGAACUUUGUUUUUGUUGUUUCUGAGCUAAACAGCUCAAUCCUUUUUCGCCUGUAUCUACCUAAGACCAAUGUGAACCUUUGUAUUUUUGCUCCUAAUUUUGGACUCAGUGAAAGUGUACUGUUUACAUGUACAGAUGCCCCCAGUCCCUGUGUGUUCUGCAAGACUCGCUCUUGAGGAGGAAGAUGCACCUCACUAAGCUCAUCUGCUUAGCAAAGCCACAAGACAAAACCUCUCACUUUUUACCUAUGUUUCCACCUAAAAAUUUUUUUAAAAAACCCUACACCACACAGAACUCAGAUUUGCUGAAAAAACACUUUCCCCCUGGUAGAGGGCAUAUAAUGCCUCUAUCAUGUGGUCCAUUUAGGAGUUGUCAGAAUAGAGGCCUCCUGUCAGCUGCUGGUGGAAAACUUCAUGGACAGAUGAAAAGUGAAGGCAGGUCUUCGCUGCAGAGCUGGGCAACAAAAUAGUUCUGGCAGCCUGGGAAUAGGAAGGUCAAGAUGACUCAUGUGGCCUUCAGGAUCAAGCCAACCAGGACUUAGGGAUAACCCAAGAGGUCAUCAAUCCUCUGGCAUAAUUUAGACAUGUUUUGGAAGUGCACGAGUUCCAUAUCUGGGAUGAGAUUUUAAGAUUUUCAGUGCAGAUGGUACAAGCAUUUCUUCAGGGUUCCUUCAGAGGCAGCUCAUUAAUGAGGCACCACCUCUGGGGAGGGGCAACGGGCUCCAGACAUUAAGCAUAUGGCACUUAAUGCUAACUGUGGAUGGCACCAACUUUUAAAGGUGACUCAAUCAAUGGCUUCAACUCUAAAUUAUAUUUUUACAGAUAUGCACCUAUGCAACUUAACGUGGCUCUUCUAAGCAGGUGAGGACUUCCUCCUCAAUGCUCUCUAUAAAAAUUAUUUGUGUUCAAUAUAGUGAGUUUUUCCAGUAAAUGUGGCUUAAUAUUUUAAUUCUUAGUGUCUUCUUUACGUGAUGCGACUAAAUUCUGUUUUGUUUGUGGAAUGACUAGCACAGGCCGACUCCCUCUCUCCCUCACUUAACAAAAGACCAAUGAGCUGUUAAUCGAGCUGUUAUCUCCAUGGUAUUACUUGCUAAAUGCACUGAUUUCAUAAGUAUGUGGAAUCCUUUUCCUUUUGAAUCUGUAUAUCAUAUAUAAGACUGAAUCUACUUAAUAAACACUGAACAACAAACCAAA
Molecule: messenger RNA, 6149 nt
Organism: Galeopterus variegatus (Sunda flying lemur)
Lineage: Eukaryota; Metazoa; Chordata; Mammalia; Dermoptera; Cynocephalidae
Gene: NOL4L
Product: nucleolar protein 4-like
Exons: 10
Coding region: 67-1704 (545 amino acids)
Source: RefSeq, a predicted model, not a curated record